AUGAACAAGAACCAAGAUGCCGUCGUGGACAUGUACGAGCAACUCCCGGUGCCGUACGGGCUUGUCCGCUAUGGCGUUGCGCCGGACCAUCCAGAGGUCAAGAACUGCCAGGACACAUUUGAGGAGGUCGCGCAAUCGCCGCGCUUCAACUAUAUUGGCAAUGUGAGAGUUGGACACGAUAUCGAGUUGGCCAAGAUGAAGCCCCACUACGACGCGAUACUGUUCUCAUACGGCGCAAGUGAAGAUAGGCAAUUGGGAAUUCCAGGCGAAGAUUUACCGGGUGUAUACUCAGCAAGGUCUUUUGUAGGAUGGUACAAUGCGCUGCCGCAGUUUCGGAGCCUGGAACCCAAUCUCCAAGCUGGCGAACAGGCAGUCGUCAUAGGGCAGGGAAAUGUGGCGCUGGAUGUUGCGCGCAUCUUGCUCAGCCCUGUUGACAGUCUACGGCAUACCGACAUCUCGGAGCAGGCUAUCCAGACGCUAUCAGAGAGUCGGGUGCGAUCUGUAAGGGUCGUUGGCCGGCGUGGGCCAAUACAGGCUGCCUUCACUGUCAAAGAGGCUCGCGAGCUCAUGAACAUCCCCUCCGUCGCCUUCGAACCAAUCGACCGCUCCUUCUACGCACCCGAGAUCAAAAAACUCCCCCGAGUACAAAAGCGGAUAGCUGAAGUCCUUCUCAAGGGUAGCAAGGCUAUUAAAGAGGAAGCGUCUCGGUCAUGGGCCCUUGACUUCAUGCAAGCGCCCAAGUCUAUGCACGCAGACGCCGGCCACCUGUCGUCAAUCGCCUUUACGAUACAACAAUUCGUCACCGACGCCAGUCCCUUCGACCAACGAGCCCGCGUCGCACCUACAAACGAAGAGACAUCGCUAGAGGCCUCGCUGGCUUUUAGAUCCGUAGGAUACAAGUCAACAGGUCUACCUGGUCUGUCUGACAUCGGCGUACCUUUCGAUGAGAAGCUCGGCAUAAUACCCAAUGACAUGCAUGGUCGUGUCAUCACACCAUCGGCAGGGCCUGGCAGCUUGACAGCUGGCCACGUUCAUGGGUUGUACUGUGCAGGCUGGGUCAAGCGUGGUCCGACCGGCGUCAUCGCCAGUACCAUGCAAGACGCUUUUGCAUCUGCAGACAUUAUUGCGCAGGACUGGGAGGCCGAUGUACCGUUUUUGAACGAUACCAGUGGCGACAACAGAAGCACGGGUCUCGGCUGGGAUGGCAUCAAAGAUAAUGUUACUAGUACUAGACCGCUGAGUUGGUCGGACUGGAAGAAGAUCGAUGAGGCUGAACGGGCCAGAGGCAAGAGCAAAGGGAAGGAGAGGGAGAAGUUCCAGAGCGUGGAGGAGAUGCUCAAAGUUUUGGAUGCAUGA
Alternaria incomplexa is the source of this 1356-nucleotide messenger RNA. RefSeq lists its product as uncharacterized. The record is from RefSeq and is a predicted model, not a curated record. Gene Ontology annotation, biological process: ubiquinone biosynthetic process. Bases 1 to 1356 code for a protein of 451 amino acids. The transcript is spliced from 2 exons. Lineage: Eukaryota; Fungi; Ascomycota; Dothideomycetes; Pleosporales; Pleosporaceae. Gene Ontology annotation, cellular component: mitochondrion.